Molecule: messenger RNA, 1460 nt
Organism: Manihot esculenta (cassava)
Lineage: Eukaryota; Viridiplantae; Streptophyta; Magnoliopsida; Malpighiales; Euphorbiaceae
Product: probable BOI-related E3 ubiquitin-protein ligase 3
Exons: 4
Coding region: 282-1277 (331 amino acids)
Molecular function (GO): ubiquitin-protein transferase activity
Source: RefSeq, a predicted model, not a curated record
ACAAGUUACGAAACGAAAAGCAGGCUGACGAGUUGGAUGAGAGUGAUGAAUAUCACAACGCCAAUACCAACACCACCACCAACAACAUUAUCAACAACAUUAACAAAUCCCCUUAUCAAUGGAAUCCUCGAUUUUCUUCUUCAUCUCUACCUUCCCUUUUCGCACCCCAUCACUACCCUCUUCAUCAUCCUUCCCAUUUUCCCCACAACCAUUCCUUAUUUUUCCCUUCCUUAUUCGCUCCCCAGAUCGUUCUUUCCCACCAUCACGCCGAUUUCAGGAACAUGUUUGGAGGUAAUAAUGCCAAUUCUCUGCUUCCGAUUUCCCAUGGAGAAAACCGUUUACCGGGUGAAGUCAAUCCGUUGCCUCAGCUUCAGUUGUUUGGAGAUUAUCAAGUCAGAAGCAUUGGAGGCCCCUUAAAUUACAUGGGAAAUGAGCACACAGCUAUUUUUGAGAGGCCUGCUAAAGGAAGCAGGGAAGGAGAAUCCUUUAACAGACAACAAAAGCAUCAAUUAUAUUUAAAUAAUAAUUUUCUUCACUAUGAAGCUGGUCAACUUGGAAUGAAUUUGGAUCCUAAUCUUCUGUCAAUUGGACUGAAAGUUUCUCAUGAGGAAGAAGAAUGUAACUCUUCUGUCAAGCAUGCAAGUGAUCAGAAGACAUCUGUCCUCCCUCUUAUGUUGUCUCUAGGUGACAGUCUUAAGGCUGAGAUUGAUCGACAGAAAGCAGAAUUUGAUCAGCACAUCAGACUUAUGGAAGAGAAUAUGAUAAAGGAAAUGAGGGAAGUGGGACAUAGACACACAGUUGCUUUAUUAAGUGCCAUAGAAACAGGAAUCGGUAGGAAACUACAUGAAAAAGAACUUGAACUACAGAACAUGAAUCGCAAGAACAAUGAACUAGCAGAAAGAAUAAAGCAAAUCAGCACAGAAGUUCAUUCCUGGCAAUGCAGAGCAAAGUAUAAUGAGUCCUUAGUUAAUGCUUUGAAAAGCAAUCUGAAGCAGGUAAUGACACAGGGUAUUAAUCAUUGGAAGGAAGGCUGUGGAGAUAGCGAGGUAGAUAAUACACCCUCAAACGCUAAUCAAAACCAUAUGAACGUCAUGGGAGCAAACUCAAUAUCCUUUGAAAGCCAGAUGACUUGCACAGCUUGCAAAUCAAAGGAAGCCUCUAUGUUAUUAUUGCCAUGUAGACACUUGUGCCUUUGUAAAGAUUGUGCAGGGUCCAUAGAUGUUUGCCCAAUUUGCCAUAUAAGGAAAGCUGCAGGCGUUGAAGUAUUUCUGUCUUAAACUAUAUGAUGCUAUCUUGUAUUGUCAUAUAGGGAAAUGCAUUUUGUUUAAAUUAUGGUGCUAUGGUGGUGCUGAGUUUUGCGUUUGAAUAUAUUAGUGAGUUUGAACCCAUGGAGGUGCCAUGCCUUUUUACUAGAAAGGCCUGUCAGAACUAUUCUAAUUACUUAAGUAUUUCAAUUAUUA